AUGCGGCACCGCCCGCGCCGCGCCCCGGGCUCCCCCCGGCAGCACCGGGCGGGUCCCGUCCGCCGCCGCGCCCCGGAGAACGGCCAUGUCAUCUCCAACGGGGACAUGACGCCCAAGCUGGGGGUCGAGGUGGCCCCGCAGAACGGGAACGGCUCGGCGGAGCCCCCCAAGGAGGAGAACGAGGGCGGAGCGGGCGGGGCGGACACCAUCGAGCCCACCGAGGGCGCCGAGCCCCAGCCCGAAGGAGCCCCGGCCCCUAAGGACGCCGCCAAGAAGAAGAAGAAGUUCUCCUUCAAGAAACCCUUCAAGCUGAGCGGCAUCUCCUUCCGCAAGAGCAAGAAGGACGGCGGCGACUCCUCCGGCUCCUCGCCCGCGGACGAGCAGCCCCCGGCGGAGCCGCCGCAGCCCUCGGCUCCCCCCGAGGAGGAGCAGCGGGGCGAGCCCGGCGGCGGCGGAGGAGCCGCGGGCAGCCGCGAGGAAGAGGAGGAGAACCACGGAGGGGAGAACCACGGAGGGGAGAAACACGGAGGGGAGAAACACGGAGGGGAGAACCACGGAGGGGAGAAACACGGAGGGGAGAGCCACGGAGACUCCGCCGAGCCCGCGGAGCCCUCGCAAGGCGCGGAGCCCGCAGCGAGCCCGGCGGCGGCGGGGCAGGAGGAGGAGUAGAGACCGCUCGGGCAUCGCCCGCACCGGGGACUCUCACACCGGCCCCCGAGCCCCCGGAGCCGGUCCGAGCCCCCGGAGCCGGUCCGAGCCCCCGGACCGCCCCGGGACCGACACACGCCCCGCACAUCCCCCGCCGCUUUCUCUCCCUCCUCUCUCUCCCCGUU
This is a messenger RNA of Lonchura striata (white-rumped munia), 833 nucleotides long. The record is from RefSeq and is a predicted model, not a curated record. Lineage: Eukaryota; Metazoa; Chordata; Aves; Passeriformes; Estrildidae.